Acanthisitta chloris (rifleman) is the source of this 597-nucleotide messenger RNA. RefSeq names its product 5' exonuclease Apollo-like. Lineage: Eukaryota; Metazoa; Chordata; Aves; Passeriformes; Acanthisittidae. The record is from RefSeq and is a predicted model, not a curated record. Gene Ontology annotation, biological process: protection from non-homologous end joining at telomere; interstrand cross-link repair; double-strand break repair via nonhomologous end joining. The transcript has a single exon. The annotation marks the transcript as partial. Gene Ontology annotation, molecular function: 5'-3' DNA exonuclease activity; damaged DNA binding.
CACCCCAUCCCGUACUCCGACCACUCGUCCUUCUCGGAGCUGUGCGAGUUUGUGAAGUGGCUGAAGCCUUGCUCCAUCAUCCCCAUUGUGAAGGGCAGCACGUGCCAGGUUUACUUCCAGGAAUACCUGAGCUCUGCCCCUCAGGUACUUCCUGACUUCACAGUCCCAAAGCCUGUGCAAGAAUCCAAAAACCAAAGGAGGGCACAGACACCCACGUGUCUCUGGAAAAGAGCCACGCUGCAUUCUGCACCCCAAGGAGUUGUUUAUGAGUCCCCAGAGAAAUAUACUGAGAAACCUGAAGUGCUAACAGGUGUUAAAGCUCCUAAGCAGCACUGCUGUGAGUCAGCUUUCUGCCCAAAAGAAGGUCGUACUUGUCACAGGGACGAGGAGAAAGGGAAGGAAGAGCUGAGCAGGGAACAGCCAGGAGCAGCAGGAGGAGCCAGCACUGUUAGCCAGGCACCUGUUUCCCGUGAGCACUUUCCAAUUGGAUUUGCAGAGCAGUAUUUACUCAGUCCCUUAAGUAUCCUAAAGCAGAAUUCCUCAGAGACAUUUGAUGAGCUGGUAGAAGACUUCUUUAGGAGAGGAGAAGUGCCAUGA